AUGAAGACAAUAUGUACAGAUCUGCAUUCUGAAAAAUUAACUCAGUCUGGUGUGGAAAACUACAGAGCUGGUCACAAACUAGAGCUACAGUGUGAAAAGGAAGCCUGGAUCAGUAGGGCGCUGUUUGGUAACCCAGGCAAUCAGGUGCAGACCUCAGAACUGACCCGAGCGGUCUCACCCAGUCGCGGAACAGUGUUUCCCAAAAGGGAACCAAGAUCUCCAACACGGAAACCCGAGCUCCAGCGCCUGAAAGAGGGGGCUCUCCCUCCCGCAGAUGGCUCCGGUCCCGGUCUCCCGUCGCCUCAAGGCCUCUUCGGGGGACUCGGGCCUCUCGGAUCCGCUCCCCGGAGCUCGCCACUCCCCCAGCUCGGCUGCGCACGGGCGCCCACCGUCCCAGCCUGCAGGCCCGUCACCAGGCAACAGUCACCAGCUCUAAGGGCCUCGGGAGGCCUACCCCGGGUGCGGGUCCUUCCCCGUUCCCUCCUUGCUGGCCUUGAGAGCCCAGAUGGGAGUGUGGCAGGUGAAGGCGAUUGCCCGGUGCCCAUGGGCGGUCACUCACCUCUUCCCCUCUUUCCCUGGAGGGGCGGUGCUGGGGCUCGUUUCCCCCGCCCCCCCAAACGCUUCCUGGCUGCUCCUGCUCGACCUCAGAGCCAAGCCGCUGCCGCCGGCUUACUCCAUAGCCUUCUCCACCCGCGCGGCCUCAAAGGUUCGGAAGGGGCGGGGACUACGCUCCCUGGGCUCCGCCCACCGGCUGCCAGGUGGGGGCGGUGUUACGAGCUAGGGGAGGAACCCGAGCGCGAGCCGACCGCGGUUCUUUUGACCUGGUUCCGUAGACUUGGCUGCCAGAGUGGGCUUCUGGGGCCAGGACCGAGCGAGCCGGGUUUCGUGAGCCCUAACGGUGGCUUCUGCCGUAAAAAGAGGACAGGGAAUUCAGGAUCCUUUCAAGCUACUCAACUAUGGGAUGGUAUUAUUUACUCCCUUCAGACUCAGGUGGAAAUAAAAAGGAAGCAUCACUUACGAACAUACAAAGAUUGUUUUACUGUUUCUGAUGCUGUUGGCAUAGUAUCAAGUCAUCUUAUACAAAAUAUGUGCUUAAGUAGUAAUGACAUCUCUCCUCUUAAAGGAGUUUGUCUUUGCCAAGUUCUAAUGAAUCAUAAAGUACUUGAACCAGUAGGAAUGAAGCUACUGAAGAAGAAAAAGGAAUUCGAAUCUGAAGAUUAAAACAGUAGUCUCAACAGGUUUCUAGGCAAUCAUAUAUCCUUUUUUUUUUGCAAAAGAAAAAAGCAUUCUGAAAAUGGGUUCACUGAUGAAAUAAAAGCAAAGAAAGCUUUAAGGAAGUAUUCAUAUGUGGAAAUGUGGUUGUACCUCCAAAUAUCACAAACCUGUGACAAACCUGUUCUCUCACUUUCGAAAGAAGAUAUUUGGAAACAACAGACAGUGCUAUAUAUUUUUUAGCUGAUUCACUGUCCAUUCUCGGAAAAUAUUUUGGAGCCUCCACUUAAAACACAAAAUCUUCAGGCAGUUAGCAAAGAGGAAGACCUCAUUCUCUCAAACACUUGUCUAGUCAGAGAGGUUAUUCCAAGCUUAUGUCUAUCUGAGAUUGACAACUGGCUUAUUAAUGCAACAAUUGAGUGCUUGGAAUAGUUCCCUGACCGUUUAAUAGUUACAGUUAAUCAGAAGUUAGUACAAUCAGAAAAGCCAAGAUUGACUAUACAGAAGAUACUCUCUGAUGUCAUAGUAAAAUACUAUAAUGAGAUAAAUUGCCUAUUAACUGAUGAGACUGAUAUUCAGUCAGGAAUUAUUGAACUUCCAUAUAAUUUCAUGGCUAUUCCAUCAGAACCUAAUGCCUGCAAGUUACAAAGACAAUAUGGUAACAAAACGGUAAUCCUGAAAACUCUUGUCAAGGCAGUUUUGCAAAUGCAAUCAUUAUUAAAAGUACAAGCAGAACAACUAGUCUGGUUUUUACUCAAGUAUCACGCUGAGCUCUUCAAGACUCCAGUUACUUUAUUGAAUCUGGUUAGUAAGAAGCUUAAGAAGCUUCAUAGAGAAGAUCCAGAUGCGACAUCAGCACUUACUUACUUGAAUGGUGGAGUGGAAAAGGUGGAUUCGAGCAUUGAGGAGGAGCUGGGAUUUUGCUUGUCAGCUGUUGCACGAGAGAAUUGA
This is a messenger RNA of Hyaena hyaena (striped hyena), 2163 nucleotides long. It is a transcript of the gene DEPDC4, whose product is annotated as DEP domain containing 4. The record is from RefSeq and is a predicted model, not a curated record. Gene Ontology annotation, biological process: intracellular signal transduction. NCBI's taxonomy places the organism in Eukaryota, Metazoa, Chordata, Mammalia, Carnivora, Hyaenidae.